UAUCCGAGCGCCAUAUUGGUUGUUGCAAGAGGGCUGGAAAAUUAGGAGAUUUGUUUUGCUCCAUCAUUUUUCCUCGACCGCAUAUUACGCCAGAGUGUACAGGACCGAAUCGUCCUCUUUUCCGAAAGAGUUGGAGGACAUUGUUCAGUCUGAAGGCGCGAUUAUUAUUUCGAAACGAGACAGAUUUCCUCCGGAUACCGAGAUCUUACGUUGAAACAUUGAAGGUUGUACAUUCAAAGAAUUCAAGUGUUCGACGGAGGUGUAUUUUUUUUUUUACCAUUCACUGGCGGAACGCUGAAGAAAAUUUGAAACACUUUGCGUGAUCUUCCACGCAGUAAAUCGAUGUAUUGGCUGUGAAAGAAUGAUUGCCAUUUAUUUCGUUGUUUAUCGCUUCAAGCUGAUUGUGCAGAAAGGGUGACCUACCGUCAAGGCUGACUUUGUUGCUUAUGAUGGACCUCUCCGAAAACGAAGAAGGUCAACACUUGAUCCAACACUGUGUCAUCAUUCAACGUGAUGAAAAAGGCUAUGGACUGACUGUGACAGGGGACAAUCCAGUUUAUGUGCAGUCUGUAAAGGAAGGUGGAGCAGCUCACCGGACAGGUGUACAAGUUGGUGACAAGAUUGUCAAGGUGAAUGGAACUGAUGUCAGAGAGUUCAAUCACAUUGAGGUUGUCAACUUGAUUAAAUCUGGUUCCUAUGUGGCACUGACCCUUUUAGGAAAACCACCCUCACAUGCUCAAGUUGACAGACAGCUUGAGAGACCACCACAGUUACCAAAGCAGGUACCCAGAGACCCAGUAAUGGAUGAGAGAACAGUGACUCUUCAGAGAGUGCUUGAUCAAGAGAGGCAGUAUUAUGGCAAAACAUUGGAGGAGUAUAAAAGAAGACCAACAGAAAACCUUCAAAGAGAGCUUGCAGAAUCAACAACACGAAUCAAAGCAUUUGAAGCAGAGCUCAAUGCACAGCGUUUGCCAGUUUCAAGUAAUAAUGGACCCUUUUCAGCUCCUCCUGGUAAAACUGUCUCUCCAACAUGGCAGCAAGUAAACCGAUUUCCAGCCAGGUGUAAUUCAUUAUCAGCUGUGGGCAACACCAGUCCUCCACAAGAUCAUGAUCCAAAUGCACUGUAUGACAACUAUCCACCAGCUGUCAUUUCUCCUGGCAUCAGUGACAGUAGAGAGGUUCCUUCUUCUCCAUCCCAGCCUCCUAUGAGAAAGAUCCCUCAGAAAGGAGAUCAACUUAUGCCUCUUAGUGGUAUAGGUUCAGGUACUUAUCCUGGAAAAAAAAGGCAUAAGAAGCUUUCACUUCCUGAGGGUCCAACUCAUGUGAGACAACACUCCAGUCCAGAAUCUUUCUUUUGUCCCACUAUAAAUGGAAGCUCCUCUGACAAAUCUUUACCUGUAAGAAGUAAUAGCAAGAAAAAGAGUUUUGAUGAUGGAUCUGGACUGUCAUGGAAGCCUGGUUAUCCAGCCACCAAGGCACACAAAAAUCCUCUGACUGCAUCCCUUCCAAAAGCAUGGAAGCCAGUAGGGCAUGAUAGCAAAGGAAUACUAGUAGACAAUGUCAGCAGUAAAAGCAGUAGCAGCAGCAGCAACUCACCACCACCAACACCGACAUUCACAGAAUCAUUAGAGAAAAAAAUACCCAAUGAUGCUGGUGAUAUAUAUGUUGAUGGAGAUGAAGAAUCAUCAUAUAACACCACUGAAAGCAGCAAAAGUAUUGACCCACAGAAUGAUCCAAUCAUGUCAAUGGAGGACGAAGAGUUUGCUUCAGAUGACGAGAAGAUAGAUGACCAUGGGCCAUUUAAUGAUCUAGAAGUGCUUAAAAAUAAACCAGCUCAUAUGGCAGUUUUCCUUCACUACCUUAUCUCAAACAGUGAUCCAAGUGGUCUGUUCUUUUGGAUGGUGACAGAUACCUACAGAGAAGGAACUCUAAAAGAAAUGAAGAAAUGGGCCUAUGAGAUUUAUUCCACUUUCCUGGAUGAGCGAGCACCUCUGAAGGUUGACAACAUGGAUAAGGAGACAGUCAUUGAACCAGUUGUGAGUUGUCUGAAGUCAGAAGAGAUUACCAAAGAUUUGUUUCAACAUGCAAGAACUUUUGCAGAAGCAGAAAUAAAAGAAUUGUUACAAGACUUUAGGAAUAAACGAGCUCUUGGCCUUGGAAGUCUGUUUGGGGACCACAACCUGGAAGAUGACAACAUGGAUAAAGGAAAGGAACUGCUAGUAGUAGAGCAAACUCUGAUGCCUCAUUUGGAGGAGAUCUUGGCUGAAUUGGAGAUGAACACUGGUACAGAUGCUUCACAAGUCAACAGGAAUAAUGCAAUGGUGUCAGCCCUUACCACCUUUCUGAGACAGGUUGGAAUCACCAUGAAGCAACAAGGAAACAAUGCAAACAUUUUGGAACGAUAUCAAAGCUUUACUCGAAAAGAGAACAAACCAUUAUUUAAAAUGAAGUCAAAUAAAAAGAUGAAAGGACAUCACUUUGUUAGUACACAGUAUACAACUCCAACUUACUGCAAUCACUGUGGUAACCUGCUUUGGGGGGCUGGAGACCAAGGAUACCAGUGUUCAACUUGUGAAUACAAUGUACAUAAAGGGAACUGUUUUGAGGCAAUUGAGGAAUGUCCAGGAACAAAGAAAAAAAGGGAAAGGAAACCUACUGCUCAAGCUGGCAGGUCACCAUCAUUUGUGACUAAUAUCAGGAAAACUAGUCAAACACUGGGCCCAUCUCCUUAUGGGGGGAAGAAUUGGAACCCAGAAAAUGAUGAUGAGAAUGAAUCUGACCCUGGACACCCAGAGUACAACAAGAAAAAGAGUGGUUCAUUUGAUGAAGAUCCGAUCACUGGUGGCAGAGACAGAGGAAUGACUGCAGAUGAACUGUCCAGGGAAGGAUUCAUUGGUUCUAGUGAGGAGGGAAUGUCAAAGAUAAAAAGUACAAGUGAGCUGUUUCUUGAUAAACCAUACUUCCCAAAGGUUGGAAGAUCAGAGAGUAUGAAAACACCUAGAGAAAUGAGUAACAAGAUAAUGAAUAUGAGAUUAAGAAAAUCUGUGGCAGGACCUGUGGAUUCUGUAGGUGUGGAUUCUCCCACAAUGGAUGUACUCUCUGAAGAUGGGAGACGUGCCCGCUCACGGUCUCCUUCUUUUCUGCCCGCAGAAGAAGAACCGGACCCAGAUAUGGCAGUAGAUGCUCAACCACCACCUUGGCAACAAGUUGUAGAUAAAAAGCUCUUAAAGGCUUUAAAAGGAAAAGAAGUAAAGCGACAAGAAUUCAUCCAUGAGCUUAUCUACACUGAAAGAACUCACGUUAGAAAUUUAAAAGUCUUGCGCAAGGUUUUCUACAAACCCAUGAUAAAAAUGAAUAUUAUGUCCUAUGCGCAAAUCCACCAACUUUUUCCGAACUUAGAUGCUUUGAUUCAACUUCAUGUGUCAUUAAUGCAGAGCAUGAUGGCUAGACAAGAAGGAACUCGUGAAGCUAUUACAUGUAUAGGAGACGUUAUGCUCGAUAGGUUCGACGGAGAACCUGGUGAGCAAGCAAAGGAGGCUUGUGCACAAUUUUGUAAUCAUCAGAAAUUUGCUCUUGAGCAGCUUAAGCAACGACAGAGAAAGGAUCCAAAACUGCAACAGUUUAUAGUGAAUUGUGAAAAUGAUCCUCUCUGUCGGAGAUUGAGACUGCAAGAUAUCAUUUCAAACAGCUAUCAACGAUUGACGAAAUACCCGAUGUUAUUGGAAGGCAUACAGAAAAAUACUCCAAGUUCACAUGAAGAUGGUAAAAAUAUCGAGAGAGCAAUACACUGUACCAAGGACUUGCUAGCUUACGUAAACCAAAGUGUUAAAGAAUGUGAAGAUCAACAAAGACUGGCAGAUUUUCAGAAGAAAAUCGACCGGAGGCCUCUUGAGAACACCAACAACAAACUAAUGGAGGAGUUUAAGAACUUGGACCUUACCCAAAAGAAGUUGGUUUACGAUGGUCCACUUACGUGGAGAAUAAACAGAACCAAGUGUGUUGAUCUCCAUGUACUGUUGUUAGAAGACUUGCUAAUUCUACUUCAAAAGCAGGACGAUAAGCUUGUUCUCAAGUGUCUUAGUUCGACCUUCCAGGCGGGAUAUCAAAGUGAAAAGACCACACACAGUCCGAUAAUAAAACUGAGCAGCGUGCUUACAAGAAAUGUGGCAACUGAUAAGAGAGCUUUCUUCCUUGUGAGUACGUCUUCUUCAGUUGGACCGCAGAUUUACGAACUGGUGACAGCAACUGUAACAGAUAGGAAAAAUUGGUAUAAGUACAUAACCGAUGCUGUGGAAGCAUUCAAAAUAAAAGAACGAGGUCGCCGCAAUGCAGUAUCAGUUGGCGGUGUUCGACAACCUGUAACGGAAUUAGAUCUCGCUGACCUGCCUAGCAAACGAGUGAAAAUCCAAGCAAAGGAAGAACCUGCUAAGGAACAGAAGCCGAUCGAGGAAGACGUUAAAGCGGAAGAGGAGAACACUGAGAAAGAAACAGAUGCAGAUGAUGAUUUUUCUGAUCCUGCCGAUGAUGAAGAGGAAGAUUGCACUGAGAAUCAGGAGGAAGAUGAUGAUGACGAAGAUGAAGAAACAGAGAGUGAGGCACCAGCCACUCAGGAGGAACUGGCUGUUCCUAAAAUUGUUGAGCCUGCUGGUCGCCAAGAAUUACAGCCUGAGACUGAAUCUGAACCAGAUUCAGAACCUGAAACAGAGACUGAAAUAACAGGGAUGGAGAGUAAAGAACAGGUGCAAGUACAGAGCGAAUCGCCAGUUAAGCUUCAAAUGGCUACAGCUGAGUCCAGUCCUCCGAGUGAUUCAGAAACUGAUGUUCUUUCUGCUGAGGACAGUGAAGCGGCUGGAUCCUCACCUCUCAACAGAGCUUUGGCAGAUCUGACAAAUGAAGAGAGUGUUGACGAGAGAUCUCCACUGGAGAGGAACCGAAACAGUGUGACCUCUGAAUCAUCCUCCAGCUCAUCUAACGACACACUGAAAAUGAGAGGGAGCUUUGUGCACGUGUCUGCAGAUGAACAAGAUGAAUCUGUGGGUGGGCAUCCUUCCCGUUCAGCUGCUGUACUCUUAGAGCUGCUGAGAUCUAAAGACAAUGACCUUCGCAAGAUUCUAGAGGAAAAGUCAAGACUUGUCGCUGAGCUAAGGGGAGCAAACAUGACGAUGGGAUCGGCCACUAGUGAUAGUCACGUAAACGGAGAUUCAGUGGAGGCUAGGGAUUUAAUACUAGCGGCAAUUCUUCAGGCGAAUCGUUUGACAGUAGCUGUGAGCGAUGUGCUUAACCCAAAUAUCGAUGAUAUGUCUCGGGGAGUGGGACACCUCGGAUAUGGUGGCAUUCAGGGUGACUUCUCGCCCCAGCAACAACUCGUUUCUUCCACAUCGGUUCUAAAUGAACAACUCACGACGUUACUCGGAGUUAUAACAGAUCGAGAUAUGGUGCGAGACAGAUUACGAUGUGAUCUUCAGUUAGCUAACUCUCAGAUUCAGCGCUUGAAGCAGGGUCGAUCAUCAUCUCGCCGCACAAGAGAACUUCCUGGUUCCCAGUUCGCUGCUAAUGACGAUAGUUUCCCAGGCGGAUUUCAUUCAGACUCACCUCGACCCAGCUCUCCGACAUCUACCAUUGACUUUGAUUCUGAUUACGCUCGUUUAUCGGAGACAAGCGAUUAUAUAGCCUCUGAGGAUAACAUGGACUCUGUGGGUCGUUCGUCUUCGAUGUCAGGAUUUAGAAACAGAAAUUCACUGGCCUCCAGUGGGUACCGUUCCUCUACGGCUUCUUCUCGGCACACGAGCCGCUCACGUGACGAAUCAACGACCCAUUUGCGUCAGGGAAGGAGCCUAACAAACAACAGGGCCUACUGGAGUGACGACGGUGCAGAAUAUGAGUCACAGUCACAGAUCUAGUUCAGCGACACUCGCCCCUUUGCUCCUGUAGUUUUAGUACAACUUGGAACCAGCACAGACCGUGUGGGGUGGCCACCCAGUACAGACCGUGUGGGGGGUGGCCACCACAGGAUACUUAUGACCAUCGGUGUUGCUUCUGAUGUCGACGUGCUUCAGAGAUGAGUCGUCAACAGAUCUUAAGCCCCGAAAAAUUUACUGUUAUCAAAGCUUUGUGCAGGCACAGCAUUGACUAAGUUUCAAGUGUCAAUUUAAGUUAGGCGAGAGAAGGCAUUUUAGUCUGCAAUGUUCUUUUUUAUCGUUAUUUUAAAUUAUAGGAAGGAUUCUGGUAGUGAAGUUUUAUUUAAGAUUUUUUACUUCUUUAAUAACUGAGAGUGAUCUGCAUCAACAUCAGGUGUUUAGGUUAUAGAGAUAAAGAUAUAUUAAGAUAUGUUAUGAUCUAAUUGUGACAAAUUUGAAUUGCUAAACUGACAUCUUGAAUGAAAUUACCGUAACUUAGCUUGAUAUACCAGGUGAUGGGUUCGUAAACGCUGUGUUUGUGAAGUCUCUGUAAGUUUCUGGAAUAGCUCUUUGUACCGUAGAAUGUUCAAAUUUUCAACGAUCAAACACUGCAGUAACCAAUGAUACGAGAGCUCGUUGCAAGGAUUGUUUCUCUUUUAUCGAAUGAGUUUCUAGUUGUUCCGACCAGAAUUUCAUGCCGCUGUUGGGAUAGGUUUUAAUCAAGGUGCCUUUGUGCUAAAGUUUGCGUUUUAAGAGCGGUCAUAGUAAACCUAAGAAACCUAGUAAACCUAAGUUUAACCUAAGAAACACUUCUUAUAUUUUUUCCCUUUUACGUUUAAAUGUUGUUUCUGAAAAAUUCGAAAGUUGUUCUUACUGAUUUUUCUGAAGUCGCCCAAGGUACGUUCCUUUCACCACAAGCUUCCAGUUAGUGUUAACUGUCUGCAUAGAUGCGUAGGAAGCGUAGUAAGGGUUUGAACGAAAGUGAAAGGUAACGAAAACAUGAUGCUAGCUAUGGGGGUUGUUUGUUUCCCCUGAAAUUUCUGUGGCACAGCCGAUUGUGCCCAAACAAACCAGGAUUGAUUGUAGUCUCUUAAAUGUACAGAUAUAGUGUUAUGGACCUUGACAGCGUAGAUAGAACAUUUUAUUCUUUUAAAAUGGAGAUUGUAUGUACAGUAUUAUUGACCCAAAUUCAUAAUAAGGAGACUCCUUAUUAACGAUAAAUGCAAAUGGCCAGGUUAGUUUAGCCAAUUAAAGUCCAUUAAUAACAACUUGA
Stylophora pistillata is the source of this 7170-nucleotide messenger RNA. RefSeq names its product rho guanine nucleotide exchange factor 12. Gene Ontology annotation, biological process: G protein-coupled receptor signaling pathway. The record is from RefSeq and is a predicted model, not a curated record. Gene Ontology annotation, molecular function: G protein-coupled receptor binding; guanyl-nucleotide exchange factor activity. NCBI's taxonomy places the organism in Eukaryota, Metazoa, Cnidaria, Anthozoa, Scleractinia, Pocilloporidae. Gene Ontology annotation, cellular component: cytoplasm.